Messenger RNA from Racocetra persica, 474 nucleotides. The record is from the annotation of a GenBank genome assembly. NCBI's taxonomy places the organism in Eukaryota, Fungi, Glomeromycota, Glomeromycetes, Diversisporales, Gigasporaceae.
AUGGAAGAAACUUAUCCAACGGAAGAAAUAUAUCAUGAGAGGCAAAAGUUAUGGUUUUGUGGUCAACUUCAAUAUAAAGCAUUUUCCAAAGAACAACUUGACGAUAUCGCCUUAAAUCUGUCCAAAAAAACAGAUUCAAGUAUUAAAAAGUUGAAUUUUCUCUACAUUAAUCCACACAAAAGUGUUUUUGGUGUUGGUAAUUAUGAUAUUAAUGUUCUGGAAGCAGCUCUAAAACAAUUUGAUUUGGAAAUUCAAUGGUUUGAUUCGCGAAAAGACAUUCGAACGGUCAUCCAAUUCACGGAUCCAACUCUUUUCGGAAUCAUUCUAAACACUCAAACAUCUCGUCUCUAUUUCUGGACAUCUAAUCACUGGAUUGCCGUUAAACCUUUUUUUAAUAAUGAGGGUGGAAUUCCAGAGAUUUACAACUUGGAUUCUAAGUUGCCCAAGCCUAUAAAGUUCGACAGCAUAGAGCAG